This is a messenger RNA of Akanthomyces muscarius, 783 nucleotides long. RefSeq lists its product as uncharacterized. Lineage: Eukaryota; Fungi; Ascomycota; Sordariomycetes; Hypocreales; Cordycipitaceae. The coding region runs from base 1 to 783 and encodes 260 amino acids. The transcript is spliced from 6 exons. The record is from RefSeq and is a predicted model, not a curated record.
AUGGACCAGGCUUCUGGUGGUGUGGACAGCACAUCCCCUAUGGAUCAGGGCCCCUCACUCGACGAGAACUAUGAUGUCGUUUCAGAGCUCCAGGGUCGUCAAGGUUGCUUUGAAGGCGAGGACGGAAGUAUCACCAACAUGUCUCUCAAGCCUAUUACCGUCUACAACCACGCCCGUGGCCCCAACCCCAAGAAGCUCAACAUCAUCCUUGAGGAGCUCAAUGUUCCCUACAAGCUGAUUGACAUUGAGAACCCCAAGGAUGAAGAGUUCCGCAAGAUCAACCCCAACGGUCGCCUCCCCGCCAUUGUCGACCCCAACAACAACGACCUCACCCUGUGGGAGUCUGGCGCCAUCGCUGAGUACCUCGUCGAGACCUACGACAAGGAGAACAAGAUCAAUGCCACCGACGCCGCCGACAAGUGGCACCUGAAGCAAUUCCUCCACUUCCAGAUGUCCGGCCAGGGUCCUUACUACGGCCAGGGUGUUUGGUUCCACAAGUUCCAUGCCGAGGACGUUCCCUCUGCCAAGAAGCGCUACCUCGAGCAGAUUGACCGCGUCUGGAGUGUCCUGGACGAGCUCGUCCAGGGCAAACAGUAUCUCCUCGGCAGCAAGCUGACCUACGUCGACCUCUGCUUCGUCCCCUGGGAGUUUACCGCGCAUAGCUUCCUCGGCGACGACCUCAAGGCCGCUGGCCUCGAUGCUGAGAAGAAGUAUCCCAACUACUGGGCCUGGUACCAGCGCCUGCUGGCCCGUCCCUCGGUCAAGAAGACCUACGGACUGUAG